Molecule: messenger RNA, 543 nt
Organism: Candidula unifasciata
Lineage: Eukaryota; Metazoa; Mollusca; Gastropoda; Stylommatophora; Geomitridae
Source: the annotation of a GenBank genome assembly
AUGCCACUGGGCCGACUAUUUUCGAAAGGAAGACCAUCUAAAGGCAAAUAUCUAGAAACUGAGCUGCCACCGAAGAAAUAUGGCGCCCGACCGGAGCUCACAGAAACACAGAAGUUGGAUCUCAGUAAAGCAUUCGGCAUUUUUGAUCCCAGGGGCAGCGGGCUGAUAGAGCAGCGUGGAUUUAUGCUGGUUCUUCGAGCUCUGGGCAUGGAGCCAACGUUUACGGAAGUGGAUGAUCUUAUAAUGACAAUUACCGGGCGUGCUGUUAACGAAACGCUCGAUUUCAAGGACUUCUACAACCUGAUGAACUUCGUCAUGACCAGGGAUGAUACUAAAGAUGAUAUUAUCAAAGCCUUCAAGAUAUUCAGCUCAGACAGAGGCGUUAUCGUACUGGAUGACUUGGUGGCCGUUGCUGAGGAGUUGGGAGAAGACAUCUCUAAGGAGAAACUAGAGGAGAUGAUUCACUUCGCUGACAAGAAACAAGAUGGAACAGUCACCUACAAGGAGUUUGCUGUCAUGAUGGAAAGACCUCAGUUAGAAUAA